Molecule: messenger RNA, 1168 nt
Organism: Cannabis sativa
Lineage: Eukaryota; Viridiplantae; Streptophyta; Magnoliopsida; Rosales; Cannabaceae
Exons: 2
Coding region: 375-887 (170 amino acids)
Source: RefSeq, a predicted model, not a curated record
UAUUAUGAAAAAAAAAAUAACAAAAAAAAUUCUCCCAAAUUCUAAAACAAGUAGAAUUUUAAUAUAAUUUGCCUCUAGUAUUGAUUAGAAAAAAAAAAUUAUAGUUCACAAAAUAACUAGUACUUGCUCUAUAUAUAGAGGUGGGGCCUAAUUAUUUUGUUUUUACUUUUUAGUAACAUGUGAACUUUGUUAGUUGGUUGAAAUGAGUGACAACAACAACAACAACCUUAUAUUAAAAAAAUCAUUUUAAUAAACCAUAUAUAAAACUAGCUAGCUAGCUAGUACUAUAAAACCAUUAUCAAAAGAACCAAAUCAAAGUCAUAUAUAUACAUAAUAUAACAACCAUAGAGAUAGAGAGGAGAAUAUUUUGAGAGAUGAUGAAAAUGGAAGUGGUAGUAGUAGUGUUUGUUUAUCUUAUACUAAAUCCCAUUACAUCAUCAUCAUCAAUGAGAAUGGAUCCUAAUUAUUCUCCAAUAGCUUCUUCUUCUUCUUCUUCUUCUUCAUCAAAAUUCUCAGUUGGUAGAAAUAUAUUUAAGGGACUCAAGUGUACAAAUUUUGUGAAAGAAGAAAUGGUGGACAAAAUACUUGACCAUGUAAAUGCUACAAAAGCAGUGAAGAUUACAUUAAUGAAAAGUGCUGAUUUUGGGAUUUGUGUAGCCAAUAACUUCUGUGAUUGUUUGAGUUUACCAUAUCCACCUGUGAUGUAUGGUUGUAUGGGUGUUCUUGGCUUGAAAUGCAUGAAUGAUGCUGUCUUAAAAUCACCUUAUCUCUAUUCAUGUGCCCUUGCUUGUGUUACCUCCAUCAUCACCACAGCUACUCACACUCCCAAACUUGAUGAAAAGUCAAUAGGAGAUUUCUGCUACAGCAAAUGCAGGAAGAGAGUUUAAUUACCUUAAUUUAUUUUUAUUGUAAUAAUAGUAGUUUUGUUUUGUGUGUUAUGGUAUAAUAUAUAUCUUAUAAUAUAAUAUUGUAAGAGAAAAAUAUAAAGAAAAAAAGUCAUAAAAAUAGUAGAAUAGUACUUUUUCACAUGAGCAUGACUAUUGCUUGCCUUCAGUUUUUUUAUUUUUAUUUUUUAUUUUUGCUACUUUCUGUAAUCUUUCACAAAAUAGUGAAAUUAAUCAUAUAUAAUUAUUUUCAUUAAUUAACAAUUAUAACUUGAAAUAUUCAU